Messenger RNA from Vespula vulgaris, 1304 nucleotides. Its product is annotated as hydroxyacylglutathione hydrolase, mitochondrial. The record is from RefSeq and is a predicted model, not a curated record. The transcript is spliced from 5 exons. Gene Ontology annotation, molecular function: hydroxyacylglutathione hydrolase activity. The coding region runs from base 148 to 1056 and encodes 302 amino acids. NCBI's taxonomy places the organism in Eukaryota, Metazoa, Arthropoda, Insecta, Hymenoptera, Vespidae.
AACCUUAUAGCUACGUCGAACUCUUUGCUUUAAAUUAAUUGCACUUAUGUUAAUCGAGCCUUGGUGCAUUAGUUUGUAAACGAUCGAGAAAUUGAGUUUUAGAAGAAAAAAAAAAAAAAAAAAAAAAAAAAAAAAGAAAGAAAAGAAAUGUUAUUUAAUGCGGCACUUCGUGCGUGCCCUACUUGGCUCGAAAAUCAACUCGUUUCAGUGUACUUCAGGGCACGAAGUAUUGCUACAAAUGGUUUUCAUGGUUUACAUAGUACUGCAGUGUUAAUAGAACAACCAGAUAUGAAGGUCCAAAUAUUACCUGCACUUCAAGAUAACUAUAUGUAUCUUAUUAUCGAUGAGAAAUCAAAAGAUGCUGCCAUAGUAGAUCCUGUUGAUCCAGAUUUAGUUGCUUCUGCGGUUAAAGAUAAUAAUGUCAAUCUUAAAAAGAUUUUAACAACUCAUCAUCAUUGGGAUCAUGCUGGAGGCAAUGAGAAAAUGGUUAAAAAAUUUGAAAAUUUACAAGUAUAUGGUGGAGAUGAUAGAGUAGGAGCUCUCAAUUGCAAAGUACAACAUAAUGAUACUUUUAAUAUUGGAAAUUUAAAUGUUCGUUGUCUUGCAACACCAUGUCAUACAACUGGACAUAUUUGUUAUUACAUAACAGGAGAGGGAGAUACUCCAGCAGUAUUCACUGGUGAUACAUUAUUCGUGGGUGGUUGUGGUAGAUUUUUUGAAGGAACUGCUGAUCAGAUGUAUAAAGCACUUAUUGACAUUCUGGGUAAAUUACCAGAUGAGACGAAAGUAUAUUGUGGACAUGAAUAUACUGGUACUAAUUUGAAAUUUGGUAUCCUCGUUGAACCAAACAAUGAAGCUAUUCGUCAAAAGAUGGAAUGGGCUCAUUUACAGCGUGAAAAGAAUUGCCCAACUAUACCUAGCACAAUAGAAAAUGAGAAACUAACAAAUCCAUUUAUGCGUGUGCAUGAACAAUCUGUGAUGGAACAUGCUAAAGAAAAUGAUCCUAUAAAAACAAUGGCAUAUCUGCGAAGGAAGAAGGAUAAUUUUAAGGCGUAAUAUGCUUCCUAAAAUAUUGUUUUCUUGUUUUCAAUAAUUUUUCAUAGGUUUAUAUAUGUGGAUUACUACUUCCUAAAAAAAAAGGGCAGAAAAAGGGUUUGUGUUUUUAUACAUAAUAUUAUAUUCGAAUAUGCUGUACAAUUACAUAUAGUCAUAGAUACAAACGCACAAUUACAGAUAAUAUAUAUACAGUGGAAAUUUAUUAAAGUAAACACUACGUUGUAUUUAAAGACAUUUGACUUGGUGCA